Saitoella complicata NRRL Y-17804 is the source of this 1620-nucleotide messenger RNA. Its product is annotated as alpha/beta-hydrolase. The transcript has a single exon. The record is from RefSeq and is a predicted model, not a curated record. NCBI's taxonomy places the organism in Eukaryota, Fungi, Ascomycota, Saitoellomycetes, Saitoellales, Saitoellaceae. Bases 18 to 1496 code for a protein of 492 amino acids. Gene Ontology annotation, molecular function: catalytic activity.
CAUUGAACCCGUCAGCAAUGACUUCAAAACCACCGUCACAACCACCUAUAGCGAGUUUUAGCAGCCUAAUCGACCCGUUUACCCAACUUACUUUCCACCUGAUCCGCUUUUUUGCUGCCUGGACUGUGGUGCGGUAUGUAUGCGCAGCCGUCUACUUCUGGCCGUACGCCGUUGUUCAACUCUUCACCGUUCUCCCAACCGUUCUUGUUCGUCUACCAUUGCUGGUCUUCCCACCUUGGCUCAUCGCACGCACCGACGCCGCCAACGCCCGUCGUGCACGACUGGCAGGAGAACAGUUGAGGGGUACCUUUGAAUUCGACAAGACCGAGAGAUUGGAAGGCGAAGUGCUCCCGCCGUACGAUAAAUGGCAAGAACCGUAUGUAGAAUACAUCUCCGUCUGCGGCCUGGACGUGUGCUACAUCCACCGUCUUCCCUCACCGCCUGCCCCGCCGUCUGGGAAGGUGGUGGUUUUGGUGCACGGUAACCCAUCCUGGUCUUGGAUGUGGCGGUCAACGAUUCCUUUCCUUGCUUCUCAGGGACACGAGGUCCUAGCAUUGGACUUCUCAGGGCACGGAAGGAGCGAUAAACCCAUCAACCCCGCUCAAUUGACCUUCGAGUUACAUAUGCGAACACUCCACGAACUGCUCUCCCUGCCCUUCCUCGCAAACAAAGAAACUAUGAUUGCAGCGCACGACUGGGGCGGCGCAAUUACCCUCCUAACGCUCGCUCACCCCGCGCUCCCUUCUCCUCUCACAUCCCCACCCUCCCUCUUUCUCCUCAACACCUUCUUCCCACCACGCACCACCCCCCUCCUCCUCAACGGCUCAGACAUCAGCUACAAUGGUUACGCCCUCUACCUCCUCUGGUACCUCUCAACCGGCAUCCUCGGACCCCUCCUCCCUGAAUCCUUCGUGAUGCGGUUUAUGUCCCCAACCAUCUCCGCCGUCAACGUGAGUGGAUAUGGAGCGCCGUAUUUGAAUAGGAGACAUAAGGCUGGUGUUGGGGUGUUCGCCCAUAUGAUACCUUGGAUGGUCGAUGGGGUGUAUAAGGCAAGGAAGGGGUGGGUGUGGAGGCUCGUGGAGGGAUUGGUGCCGGAGUCGUGGAUGGAUAACUUCCAUAAACAGGCACGACUCCGCGAGAUGGACCUCCAACUCCGAAACGUAUACUCCUCUCCCAAGACCUCACCAACCAACAAACACAAGAUCGUGUUCGGACGCGAUGACCCUCUCCUCGCCGAUUUCAAAGAUAUUCUCACGCAUACCUUGGAGAAAGGUAGCGAGAGCAAGGGCAGCGUGUGGGUAAAGAGGGCAGGACAUUAUCCGUUGGAGGACAAGAGUGCGGACCUUAAUGGGCUUUUGGCGGAGUUUGUUGAUGAGGAGGGGUGGAGGAAGCGGGGGAUGGGGAGCCGGAGGGGGAUUAGGGAGUUGAAUCAACGAGAGACGGGGAUCAGAGGAGCGAGGCGACGAAUUGAUAAUGAUGGAGAAAGGGUUGGGUGAGGCCAGGCCAGGGAGAGACUGCAAAGUAUCAGAUAGGUAUGCAGCAAGAAAUCAAUGUCGUAUUAGUCACUCAAAGUCCAGGCUCCAGCCGGAGUCAGACGAGGACGCUAUGCAAAUAAACCGG